AUGGAAAAAGAAAAUUAUCGAGUUAACAAAGCGUACUGCAGUCCGAUAAAGAAUCAGAACGAGCCUGUAGAACCAAAAGAAUCAAAAGAUGAAAGAAGGAUGCAUGAGGAAAAACAUUUUCGAAUUAAAAUGACUGAUGAAGAAAAGAAAAGAAAUGAGAAAAAAGAUGACGAAGGAAUAUAUUCACCGCAGUUAAAUACAAUGUUUGGACUCUGUGCUAUUUGUCAUCUUGCUGUUGGAAACAUAAACUCUGCUUUUAAUCAAAAUGUUCCUUGUUGCGAAGAGCAUAUUUUGUGUCAACGUUGUAUUGAACAAUUCUCUAUUCCAUCAGAUCCAGGUUGUAUUCUCUGUCAUGAGCAAUUUCAACAGUCAAAUUUAAGUAUACCUCAAGAAAGCAAUACCAGUUUAAAUUCCAUAUAUAUUCAUCCAAGAAGAAUGCAUAUUCCACGGCAACAGCCAGAGUACUAUGUCAAGCAUCAUCAAUCAGAGCAGUCGAAUGUGAAGAAUUGGAAACAAAAUUAUUCAACAGCUGUAACGAAUACAGAAAGGAACAUGUGGGGGUAUUACAAUGCAGAUGACUCUGAAGAAAGCACUGAUUAUGAGCGAAUUAAAGAUCAGAACAAUAUUCAUGAAGAAAGAGGAAAAGAUGACAGUAAACAGAGGCAACAAUAUAGUUGCUGUAAUCUAUAUAAAAGAGGAAAUACAGAUUUAUAUAUGACAGAAGCUAGAGUCAAUGGACAAAUUACUGCAGAAUGUUCUCGCAGACCGAUCCGAUGUCCACGUAUCGACUGCGCCAUAAAUGUAGCUUUCUCAGCGUUAACGCAUCAUUUUAUUUUUGAUCAUCCAGAAGUACCGAUUUUGAAUGUGGAACCAGGCAUCAAAAGUACACUCAUCGUCAGUUUUAAUGCUUUAUCUUUGGAUUCUAGUAGAUGUCUUGCCCUUCUUUUAGUUUCUGGUAAACUUUCAGAUCCUGUUGCAAGACUAUUUAACGGUAGUCAAAUUAAUCCGAAGUUUCGGAAUCGUUUACCAUUACCAGUACUAGCUGCUCGAUUACAAUGUAACAAAAUUAAUAACAAAAAAGAUUACCACAAGAAAAACAUAAUUAUUGCCUGGGUUGCUGGAAUAGAUAUUGGAAACACUGCAGACAAACUUUUGUGUAGUAUUCAGGCUGUGGAUAAGUUUGAUAGUGAAGGUUUACGUUCCUUGACAUACACAGGUCCAGUGAAUUCAUUAAGAACAGCCCAAUGUCCACAAGAUAUUUUUUCAACAGGUGAUUGUAUAGUCCUGCACGAAGGUCUCCUUAGUCACAUUACAUCUGAUUGUGCUACGCUCAAUGUUAAUGUUACUGUACAUUAA
This is a messenger RNA of Dufourea novaeangliae, 1356 nucleotides long. RefSeq lists its product as uncharacterized. The transcript has 5 exons. Lineage: Eukaryota; Metazoa; Arthropoda; Insecta; Hymenoptera; Halictidae. The record is from RefSeq and is a predicted model, not a curated record. Bases 1 to 1356 code for a protein of 451 amino acids.